Molecule: messenger RNA, 1755 nt
Organism: Anisakis simplex (herring worm)
Lineage: Eukaryota; Metazoa; Nematoda; Chromadorea; Rhabditida; Anisakidae
Source: the annotation of a GenBank genome assembly
CUGGAACGUGAGCUGGAGAGCUGUCAGGUGGAUGUCCGUGAAAUCGGCGCCCGUACCAGACGCGUUAUGGCUGCCACCGAGGAGGCGUUAACGCUAACGGAUCCACGCGAGAAUGCCUUCCUCAAGUUGCAUACCCAACCCAAGAAACUCCUCAAAGAUCACCACACGUCCCCAGCCAGUACCUACACCCAAACCCAACUGCUCCUGCGGACCUUCGACGUCUCCGGCAAGCCUCGCACCAGCGGUGGUGACCCGAUAAAAGUCGAGAUCACCACACGUCGUCGAUCCCCACCACCACCUCAACCACCGCCAACGUCAUCAAAUCACGAACAACAUCGACGACGGAACCCGUCGGAUCGGGAUCAAUCCAAUCGAUGCUCUCUAAAUCAAGAUCCAAACCACGCCGACUAUUCAAACCCACAAGAUCGGGACCCAGCUCGAGUCCGAGACCGAACUGGCCAUGACCGCAGUCACGACCAAUCCAAUCACCAACCACCGCUUUCAGGCGGCUCAAUACGCCCGGCCCAAGCUCAAGUUCCAGAUCCACCAGACCAACGACGAUCCAACAACACUAGCAGCAGCAGAAGGCCACCAUCAGAUUCCCUAUCAAAUUCCUCCGCGUCAACCCCACCACCACCCACUACAUUCACCCAGUCCCAUCUCCACCAAACCAUCACCAGCUGCAGUACAGCAUCCAUUAACACCAACAUCAUAUCAACAACCAAUCACACCGACUCGAAUCACGAUUCCAGUAAUCACUCGAAUAUCGGCCAAGAACGAUCACGAUGGAUCAACUCUGCCACCUCCUCUGUUAGCGCCACUAUCAAUGAUAACGAUGACGGUACCUACACAAUCUCCUUUAUUGCAUACGAGGCUGGUGAAUACGACGUCCACGUCACCAUAUUUGGACGACCUAUCAAGAAUUCCCCCUAUACAGUCGUUGUGAGCGGACAUCAUGCACCCAGGUGGCAAUUCGGCUCGUUUGGCUUGGGUGAACUGCAGUUGAAACAGCCAGUCAAGAUCGUGCAAGACCAUAAGGGCUUCUCCUACAUUCUCGACACGGGCAACAAUCGAAUCAAAAUGCUCGAUGGAAACGGUGAGUACCUGGACGAUAUCCACAGUGAGGCGCUGAAGGACGCAAGUACCGUCGGUAUGACCAUUCUACCGUCGGGGGACAUCCUGACCCUGAAUUGGCGUACCAAGGAGAUCACCAAAUGCACACAUAACGGUGAAACGUUGCAGGUCAUGAGUUUCUCUGAAUUUAUGGAACCAAUCGAUAUAACCGUUGACAGUCGAAGCCGAAUACUAAUUGCUGACACUGGAUGCGCGAAGGAAAAAACCCUAAAACUCGUAAAAAUUUUCACAAAAAUCCCAAAAAGUCCCACCGAAACCCCAUCAAUCACCAUUCCCCCUUUGCAGAUAUUCGUGUUCGAUGCCUCAUUCAGGCCACUGUUCAGUUUCGACGUUGGCGCACACUGCGACUCCGCACCCGUCACUUGCGUCUGCAUAGGUCUCAACGACGAAAUUCUCGUCGGUACAUGCUCUUCCCUACUGCUUUUUGAUCCCGGAGGUCGGUCGGAUUUUUUUUCCGCGAAUUUUUUUCAAUUUCAGGGUUCGUUCGUGUUCGCGUUGGACAGCUACGGGUCACGACUGCGAUGUCCUUGCGGUGUCCGAGUGGGUACACAUCGUUGGACCGGGAUGUGCCUGGUUGUCGACUCCGCAACGCAUUCCGUUAAAGCCUAUCAGUUUCGGUGA